Molecule: messenger RNA, 1667 nt
Organism: Cloeon dipterum
Lineage: Eukaryota; Metazoa; Arthropoda; Insecta; Ephemeroptera; Baetidae
Product: baculoviral IAP repeat-containing protein 7-B-like
Exons: 1
Coding region: 370-1560 (396 amino acids)
Biological process (GO): positive regulation of protein ubiquitination; negative regulation of apoptotic process; regulation of cell cycle
Cellular component (GO): nucleus; cytoplasm
Molecular function (GO): cysteine-type endopeptidase inhibitor activity involved in apoptotic process; ubiquitin protein ligase activity
Source: RefSeq, a predicted model, not a curated record
UCAGAAAUUGUGACGUCAUUUGACUUUAAAUGUCGUCAUAUGUAUGACGCUUAACAAAAGUCUAUUCACUAUAAAAUGCUUAGGGUCGGAUUGUAGAGCCACAUUUCACAACCAGUGCCAGGAUCACCAGAGGGAUGUUUUUCUCUAUAAUGAGCCCUCCACCAAACCUCCUGCGAUCUAACGUUGAACCAGACAAAAAGUAAGUGCAAAAUAGGAACAGUUAAAUUGUUUACAUAGAAAAAGUUUCAAAUCUAAACAAAUUUUGAAAUUUUUCUUAGAAAUUUAUUUAAUUUAAAAUUUAUUAUUUUUAGCCAAUGCGGAUAUGGAGCCUCUCCUGUUCCUGCAGACGGGUUGAAUCUGUUGUUGGCCAUGCAUCGGUUUUUCACCUUUCCAACGCAUUUACUUCACGAAUUCUUAAUCAACCUCAUCACACUGGCGGAACUAGGCCUCUUCUACGUAAAAGAAGACGUGGGAGAAUUUUUGAGUUGCAAAUUUUGCCCAUUCAGAAUUCAUCCUGAGGAUUUUCCCCAAUAUUUCGCCAACGGACCGGAAAAUGCAAGAGAUAUUAUCAUCAGGGAGCAGCAAAAAUCAAAUUGUAAAAUUUGCCACGUGAAUUCAAGAAAUGUGCCGAUGGGAAAUGUCACCUGCGGGCUGAAUUACAAAUUCGAAGCGCACCGCCUGUACUCGCUGCUGAAAAAGGAUGACUGGCAGCACGUCGAACCAUCUGCUCUAGCGAAAAGUGGAUUUUACUACACUGGAGACGGCGACAACGUCAGAUGUGCUUUUUGCAAUUUAGAAGUGCGCGGCUGGGAAGAAGGAGACACGCCUGACAGAGAGCACACGCGUUGGAAUCCAGACUGCCCGUUUUUGUUGCGAGAUCGCAACAUCAUCAAUAUUGCCAUAGGGCAGGAAGAGACCGACAUCAAACACGAUCACAUAUCAGCGAGGAUCAAUAUUGGCGUCAAUCCGUUCGUGCCGCAGGAAAAACAAUUGGAAAAAUACGGGCCAAACAUUCAAUUAGUAAAUUUAAGCAACAGUUUCCUUGUGACCCCUCGCGACUUGAAUAUUCAAGAUUGGUCUAAGCCUGUAAACCCAAAUUUCGCUACAUUAACUAGUCGCAUUGGCUCGUUCAAACGUUUCUGGCCCAAAAGUUUGAAGCAAACGCCUCUUGAAAUGGCCCAAGCCGGUUUUUAUCACACAGGAAUAGCAGAUCAAGCAAUAUGUUUUCAUUGUAAUUUGGGUUUGAGAGAUUGGGUCGUGGACGACGACCCCCUUGUCCAACACUGUAAAUGGAACUCAAAUUGUCAAUAUCUAAUCAUGUGCAAAGGCGCUAACUACGUGGAACAAGUGCUGCACGUCAUGAAAACGGACGAAAAAACAAUGAGUAAAAGAAAGAGCGAUGGCGAUAUUCACUGCCUCAAAUGCGGUAUGAACAACGUGUCCAAAGUUAAUUUACCGUGUGGACACAUGACACUUUGUAAUGAUUGCUCUGCUGAUCACUUUUGCAGGGACUGUGGUGGGGAAACUAUUGCACAAGUCAAAGUUCCAGGCUUUUCUUAAAGCUAUUCCAAAGAGGACCAUGUCUAUUGAUCCUCUUCAGUCUCACAGCAUAGGUCGAAGCAAAUUAAAGAAUUUGUCUGAGAAUAAGACAAACUUACAGAAUUGCA